AAUUUUUUCAGCUAAUACAUAUUCAUCAUGGCGCUGUUCAUGCAGCUACAAAAGGUAUCAAGUCAGUUAUUUAACAGAUGUGCACCUCAAAAGUUAUGUGUUCGCUACAAAUAUGUGAACAGAACUGCAUUGAAAAGAAACAGACGGAAGAAGAAUGACAUGUCCUGGGCAGCAGACUUGUUAAAUUACCAAAAAAAUGUAUUAAAAGAACAGCCUGAGCCCUCACCACUUCAUCUGGUUAAAAGAAUUAAACCAUUACAUGUAUUUGGACGGCCCAAAAAAGAAAAAACUAUGUUGGAGAAAAUCGGAUUUACAUCAAAGCUAGGUUCUAAGAAUGCACCAAAUGCAGUCAUUGUGAAGAACACUCCUACAAUAAACAAUCAGCUAAUGCUCAUUAAGCACUUGGUUACCGUCACUCCCAUCACAUUUCCAUAUGGAUAUCCUGAAAGCGAGGCAGACUUCGAACACUGUCGCCUAAAUGACAAUGGAGAAUUCAUUUUUGUGAAAGACAUCACGCCUAAAGAGGAACAACAGAUGUUGCCCAUGGAGCCCAAGACAGAAACUGUGUGGGACAUGGAUUCAGAAACUAUUAAGAAACAUACAGAGAAAAUCCGAAGAGACAUGAGUUUGAAUGAGGAGUUCUUUACAGUUGAUCCUGUAUACAAACUGAACCAAGACGGGAAGGAAUACAGAUAUUUUGGUGAUAAAUCAAAUGAAGGCAUUAAACACCACAAUGAAUUAAUUGAUCACAAAGAUGGCUCAAAGAAAAUGUCCUGAAUACAAUACACAAGAUAUAACUUUUAUUGUAUUAAAUGUAAUUUUGAACUAAA
This is a messenger RNA of Saccostrea echinata, 830 nucleotides long. RefSeq lists its product as uncharacterized. Lineage: Eukaryota; Metazoa; Mollusca; Bivalvia; Ostreida; Ostreidae. The transcript has 3 exons. The record is from RefSeq and is a predicted model, not a curated record. The coding region runs from base 28 to 777 and encodes 249 amino acids. Gene Ontology annotation, biological process: translation. Gene Ontology annotation, molecular function: structural constituent of ribosome. Gene Ontology annotation, cellular component: large ribosomal subunit; mitochondrion.